Messenger RNA from Hyla sarda, 918 nucleotides. RefSeq names its product chromosome 6 C22orf23 homolog (gene C6H22orf23). The record is from RefSeq and is a predicted model, not a curated record. The transcript is spliced from 8 exons. Bases 50 to 838 code for a protein of 262 amino acids. NCBI's taxonomy places the organism in Eukaryota, Metazoa, Chordata, Amphibia, Anura, Hylidae.
AUAACUCCGCCCUCAUGAGGAAAAAGCACCACGCCCCUACCUCGUUUCUAUGGGAACAGUAAACAUCAGCGGCGCUCAGUGUUACGCAGGGGACCAUUAUCGGGAGUGUGUGCAGGAAAAGAGGGCACCCGCAGAGAUCGGAACAUUGGAAGACAGUAUUCCCAGUAUGUCUCGGAAGGAUGGAAAUGUGCAAGUGCCAAUGGGCACUGGUUUUUGGACCAGCAGUAAGCCACCUCAGUACAGCAGAGAGACUCAAGAACUGCUCAAAGUAAUGAUGCAAGAAUCCAAGCUGACAAACCUCCAGCAGCGUCAGAUCAGAGAACAACUGCAAAAUGGCAGAGCACUCCCAAUCCAAUGUCACCCCAGUUCCAGAAAUACCCAAACUAAGCCCCCAGUGUCUGCACCACGGCCUGCAAAAGCCUCCAUUAUAAAGACAAGACCAAGCCUGCGUCCUGCCGAGAGCUGCCGAGCCGGUGAUGCCUACACCAGAGAAAAGUUUCAACCCAAAGCAACUAGAGACCUUAACAAAGAGAAAAGCCGACUUCAAAACCUUAUGGCUACAGGAAAGGAGCUGCCAGAUGUACCACAAGUGCCAGCACCACAGACUGAGGAAGAUUACAAGGAGGAGAGGGACAGAUUUGAUGAAUUGGUUGCAGAAAUCCAAGAAAGAUGGGAUUUCCUGGCAGAGAUGGAGGCUCUAGGACGAGGGAAGCAAUACUACAAUAUGAUCAAUACAGAGAUUUCCCAGAAGCUGAGAGAAAUGGAAAUAAUAGAUAAGCAGAGAAGCUCAGAAUUACGGGAAGCGCUUCAGCAGGCAGAAAAUAAGAUGUCCGGCUGAACGCCAUCUCUCCAUACAUGUUCAUGAACACCAUACUUCCACAAAUACACCAUGGCUAUUGUAUUGCUUAUUUAUUGGAA